CCACCACCUCCAACCUACGUCUAGACCACCCAGAAUGAUCCCUCGAAUAUAUCUUUAAACCAAUUCUCUCAUACCCACUCUCAUCAUUUGACCGUCAUCUGUGUCUGUUCUCUCUUUAAUAAAUCUAAGUAUAUUCGCUACCUGUUAGCAGCCACACAAUUCCACGACAACCCGACAACGCCCCACACUCUCCGGAGAGACACACCCAGCGUCCAGCUUGUAGACACCCCGCCUUAUAAUACGACCGGAGAGUAGAUACUCCACUACAUGUUUGGAGAAGGCGAAUCUGAGUCUCCGCGAGUUCCGUCCCCAUGGAACUCUUUGCUGCCUGACAAGUGCUCGCCGCCGGUCGCACCCACCAGGCUGAAUUAUCUCACCGACGUCCUGAAUGUGCCCAAGCUUGCUGCUGAGCAGGAAGAGGGCAACGUCGAGUAUAAGCUCCACCUCUUACAUCCGUCCCCAGCCCGUUUUGCUCGUCUCGUCACUCAAUUGAAAUGGCGCUUGCUCGAAGGCGGUGGCCAAGCUUUCUACGAACUUGGAGUCGCCGACGAAGGUGCCCUAGUUGGUUUGACUCCUCUGGACUUGGCAGACACCCUGGAUACGCUCUACGCCAUGGCGAAGGAGAUCGGAGCCAAGGUCGUCGUGGUGAAGGAAAUCGAGGUCACUGGAAAUAAGGGACGCGAGGGUAGGAGUGCAAAAGAGUUUGUGAGAAAAGGCGGGAGGGACAAGGAAAGAAAGGAACGCAAGGAGAGGGACCGGAGGGCCAAGGAGGAGAAGCUUAGGAUCGUGUCCGCAGGGCAGCCAGCCUCCCUCACCCCGUCGUCCUUCGGCUCUACCGCAUCUUUCGCCACCACGAACGACUCCGACUUAGAGCUCCCAGACCUGACGAGGUUAUCCGCUACUCCUUCUCCACCAACAGUAGCGCUGUCCACUCCCGCUGACGCCGAACUUGAGUCCGUCCCUGUGAUCAAGGUGGACCUGGACGACUCACUUGCGUUAUUUUCUAUGGAUCCUGAGCCGAAUCUUCUAGACGAUGACGAUGCGCUCCAGCUGCCGCCUGUGUCGAAACCUCUUGUACCUCCGACAAGGACACAGCGUUUCACCAUCGACCUCGAGUCUCCCAAUGCCCGCGCGAUUGCUUGCAUCCCUUCUCCACCUCUUACUGCUACCCCCGCCGGCGCGAUGUCGCUUUCUCCAACAUUUAUGUCUCCUCUAUCAGCACUCACCUCUCCCCUCACAUUCGCCGCGAACGCCACAGCCUCCCGAAACGCGGUGACGCCUGCGAUGACCAAGGCGCAGAAACGUCGAGUUGCUCGCGAUUUGAGGAGAUCUUUGCGGAAGAGGGCAUUGGAGGAUCCCAUCGUUAAUCCUAAUCCAGUCGAGCACGACUCUGUUUCCCUCGGGGCGCAGGCGGCUGAGUCGGUCGAAAUCGUAAUGACAGCUGAAGACGUUGUACCGGCAAUUGACCUCGAGGCGAGCCAUGCGCCGGGAGAUGAACUAGCAGAGAUAUUGGAGGGCAUGAAGCUGGAAGCGAAUGGGAAAGCAGAGGCCUCUGCGCCCGUUGACAUGGUACCCAGGCUGAUAGUGGAGGCGAUGGUGGUCAGAGAGUUGGAUUUGGACGAGGCGUUCUUGGACUUCACAAGGGUUUGAUCGCAGUUGUGUCAUACAGCCGUACACCCUUGCGUAACUGCUUGUGGUUGCUUUCGUCACGCCGUCGGCCCCUCACGUAUACUUUUUUAUUACCCUUCCAUAUAUCUUUGUUUUCCAGAUCUUUUCGGUGUACACUUUUCUUCCCGCUUUAUCGAGAUCCAUAAGUUUGCCUUCUUUCUCGUUUCCUCGGACUGUAUCAACAUCUCAUGUGCAUAUUCUUAUCCCACUGUUCAUGGCAAAAUGGCGUGACUAUCAUGAUUUGGUCUCGUUAUGUCUCGC
Molecule: messenger RNA, 1929 nt
Organism: Stereum hirsutum FP-91666 SS1
Lineage: Eukaryota; Fungi; Basidiomycota; Agaricomycetes; Russulales; Stereaceae
Exons: 2
Coding region: 268-1650 (460 amino acids)
Source: RefSeq, a predicted model, not a curated record